Molecule: messenger RNA, 672 nt
Organism: Telopea speciosissima
Lineage: Eukaryota; Viridiplantae; Streptophyta; Magnoliopsida; Proteales; Proteaceae
Exons: 1
Coding region: 1-672 (223 amino acids)
Source: RefSeq, a predicted model, not a curated record
AUGGACGAUUCUCAAGUUUCGAUGGUUCCUGCUUCUCAACCUUACUUCUUACAUUCUUCCGAUCAGCCUGGUUCUUCUUUGGUUACUCGUCUCCUUGAUGGAGAUAACUUUCCUAUCUGGCAUCGGGCAAUGAUCAUGGCUCUGGAAGCAAAGAACAAGUUAGCAUUCAUUGAUGGUUCUCUUCCUAAACCUGAUCUCAUAUCUCCUGAUCAUUCUCAUUGGGUACGCUGCAAUAGCAUGGUACGUUCUUGGAUUGUGCAUUCAACUGUGUCCUCCACUGCCCAUUGUAUUACUUUGAUUGAUUUGGCGAAGGAUGCUUGGGCCGAUCUUCAUGAUCAAUUGUUACAGAAAAAUGCACCUUGUAUUUUUGAAAUCCGUCGGGCCAUCUCUACCCAUGUACAAGGGACUACUUCAAUCUCUGCUUACUAUACCACGAUCAAGGGUUAUUGUGAUGAACUGCUCUCUUAUCGCCACAUUUUCACAUAUUGUUGCAGUUGUAUGUCUUCUUUACAAUCUAUUCUUGAUGAGGAUUACCUCAUGGAUUUUUUACAAGGCCUGAACGACUCUUAUGCUACUGUCCGUAGUCAAUUGUUGCUCAUGGACCCCUUGCCUUCCCGUCAACAAGGCUUAUUCCUUGCUUCUUCAGGAAGAAUGUCAACGUUCCAUUUAUGA